Molecule: messenger RNA, 3671 nt
Organism: Pomacea canaliculata
Lineage: Eukaryota; Metazoa; Mollusca; Gastropoda; Architaenioglossa; Ampullariidae
Exons: 19
Coding region: 126-2816 (896 amino acids)
Biological process (GO): signal transduction
Source: RefSeq, a predicted model, not a curated record
UUUUUUUAUGUCAGCGAGUAUAAUGAAUACAAUGACUGAUAGGGGAAAUGAAAUAAUAUAAAUUUGUUUAUGAUAUUUUUAUUUUGUUGACGUGUUAUUUUAAAGAAAUCCUCUGAUAGUUAGACAUGUCAAACAAAUCCAUGGACAAUGGCGACCUGAAGGAAGAUACAGUUUUGGUCGGUGUAAACUUGCUAUCGGACGGAAGCAAAGAGUACAUGUCAAGUCUAGGAGCAAUACUGGUAACAACAGAAGAAAUUGCACACCUGACAUUGCCGCAGUUGAGACAAAGAAUUAAUGAACAGAUCACAUGUUUUCCCUCCAGCUUUAGGUUUUGUUCAUCACAAAGAUGGCCCAUAUCAGCUUUACAGGAAAAGCAGCUGAAACUGAAAAGUCUCAUUUCUCCUGAUAAAAACAUAUUUAUUCAACAAGUUUAUGAAAAACCAAAGAUUGGCAUCAAAAACAAGGCAGGCAUACCACUUGGCUUUGUUUUCUCAGAGCCGGAGCAGACUUUAGCAAACCUUAGAUCUGUGUUAAACAGGGAGGUAGCAUUCUUCAGUGGAAUUCAUGAUAAGUAUCAGUUUCUGGAUGGAAAUGGCUGGCCAGUCAACAAACCUAUGGAAGACUCUACCUGGGUUUCUGAGGUGCUUCUUAGUUCUUGUGUUUUGGUGUGUUCUGACUUUUGUGGUGUUGAAGCUGAUGAUGUUGAUGGAAGCCCAUCUCUACCCAGGGAGCCUCCCAAUAAAAGACAUAAAGGACUCAAGCAGCUUUCCUUCUCUACCUGCAAAGAUUUUGAACGACAGUGGAGCUCAAACAGUUCUGUUCACCUCUCACCUCCACAUUUUGCAACAGCACCAGUCAGCACAGACAGCAACACUGAUCAUCUCUCGCAGAGCAACACCAGGAAGCAGCUGCUUAUCAGCUAUGUGCGGGCAGAGGCAGCUGAAUAUGCUGUUCACUUGAAAAACAAGUUGGCAGAACUGGGUCACAGUGUAUAUCUGGAUGUUCAUGAGAUAAAGAUUGGUGUAGACUGGCAAGACUCCCUGAACUUUGCAGUCAGCAACUGUGAGAUCUUUAUCCCACUGGUGACACCAAGAUAUGGUGAAACACUGUGGACCAACAGAGAGGUGAAACUGGCAGAUGUGUUGGGAAAGUAUAUUCUGCCUGUAAGCUUUCUUACAGACUGGCCUCCUCGUUGUUUAGCAAUUCAGUUUGCCACAACUCAGUACAUUUCUUGUAGAAAGCAACAGCAACAACAACAGCUUGAAGAACAUGGAAAUUCACAAGGAGGUAAGGCUGUUAGCUGCGUAGUAAGUUGGGAAACAGAGGAUGUUGAAUUCACGGCAGCUGAGAUCAGCCAGCGAUUGAAGCCCCUUAGCAAAUCCACUAAGACACUUCUCUCUGCUCCUAAACUAGCCAGAAUGGAAACUUUGCAGAGGACCUUCAUGGGGAAACUGCCAUGCUCAAACCGAAGUUUGUCAGAGCCUGAAGAUAUUCCACCUACUACUAGCAAACCACUAGUUGUAGUGUGUUUGCACCCAUUUCAGUCAGAUUUUGGUCAGGAACUAAAAUGCUGGCUUGAAAAUGGGUCUUACAUGGUGUGGUUAUCCUGUGAACUGGGCUUUCCUGCUAAUGACCCAGAAACACAGCCACUGGCACUCAGUCAGCAGUCUGAUGGUGAUGGAGCAAAUCCUUUGGAGGACCAUAUUAAAAGAUUUCAAGAUGUGGCUGACAGAGCUUCUAUCAUCCUUGUCAUCCUGUCUAAAAAAUUUUCUAAAUCAAGCACUUGCAAGCAGCAGCUUUUUUACUGUGAGCAGAGGAAACCCAUCAUCCCCGUCCACUAUGAGAAAUUCACCAUGCCUAGCUGGCUGAGUAUGCUAAUUGGAUCAGACUCUUUAGAGGGUGUCCAUCUGCAUAAUUACAAGCAGACACUACAGGCUCGCAUUCAACGCAUGCUAAGUCCAGCUGCUAAAGAAAACCUGGAGGAAUGGAGCAAAGAAGCCAAAAUUUAUCAUUCAGUGGAACACAUCAGAAAAACAAUCAAAAUAGACAACUGUGUAUACAUCACAGGCAGUACCAGUUUCUUCAACCCAAGAUCAGAAGAGAUAUGCAGGUCUAUUGGGAAGAGUCUUGCAUAUGUUGACAACAUUAGCAUAGCAACUGGUGGCUUUUUCGGUGUUGGAGAAACAGUUGCACAAGCGUUUCAUGAAGAAGUUCAGCACAGGUUACAGAAGAAAGAUGUGUGGCACAUUCUUCCAGACAGAGAUUCAAAGGACUGGUCCAAGCAGGCAAAGCAAAAUUUGGAUGGCACAUUUGCAGUCGCCAGUUUUGGUAAAACAUUGUUCUGUGGUGACAGUGUACGCCAGAGAGAAACCAUUGUUGGACGCUGCUUUGAAGUCUGCAUUCUCAUUGAAGGGGCAGCACAUGAAACUGAAGAAUUUGCUUGGAACGAUCAUGUAGUUGUUCCAGUCAUCUGCACAGGGGGUGCUACAAGUGGAGAUUUGUCUGUACCACAUAAGAUCUUUAAGGUGCCUCAAGGGGUAUCACCAUCAGACUGGGAGUAUCUACACUACAGUGAUAUUUCUGUCGAUGACAUUGGCAAGUGUGUAUCCAGGAUUGUGUCUGGAAUUCUUCAGCACUUAGCAUCUAGUAAGGAGGCAGAGGCAGUUCUAUUGAGUAGUCCUCGUACUCCAGUAUCCAGCAGCUUUUCUCCAAAAAAUAGCAAGUCUUCCUUAACAGCAAGAACUCCAAAGACAUCGCCAUCUCCUGUGAAAUCCAAAUUUUCUCUGAACACCAUGAAAACCAUGCUGCUAGAGUGAAGCUCUGUAAAUUUUAUUUGUCCUGUUUGGUCUCUGAGGUCCAAACUCUGACUACAUCUUUUGGGUAUGAUGGUAACAUUUACUGCCUUGAACUUGAUGCAUUUAUUAUUUCUUUGUUAAAUUCCUUUUCUAUUAGGAAUCUCACAUUUUAUCUGUCACUCACCAUAUAACUGGUUUCUUUUUUUUACAAUAUUAAAUCUCAUUGCUGUGUGCAUGACCUUUCGUUUUCAAGAUGCAAGCUGUCAAACAUUUACAUAUACAAAAAAGAUAAAACCUGAGACUUCUUGUCAGAAUAUGUUGUCAAGGCUACAACUAGUGAGAGAAGUGCAAGGGUAUGUUGAUUGACACACCCAUGUUCAUGACUUGGACUUGACCUCUUUCUAUUCACAUGAGUAUGGCUGAUUUUUAAAGGCUUGCAUCCUGUGAAUAGAAAUUUCUUAGUUCUUGUCAUAGAUGUUAUAUUUUGUUUCAAUUUUACUUCAUUUCAACUGUCUACUUUGACAUUUUUGUGAAAAAUUGAUUAAUUGAUCUAAAGUUAUGACAAGAUUUAGCAACUUAAUAGUUUGUUUUUAAUAGUGAAAACAUGUGAACAACCAUAGCCUGGUAGCUUGAUAGGGAGUAGAAGAAUGCUGCUUGGGAAUCGUUCAGGCCUGUGUUUAGAAAACUCCCCCUGCCAACCCAUAGCAGAAAUGGAUACCUAUGAUAAAAAGGGGCUUGAGAUGGUUGGGUUCUACCUUCAAUGUACUGUUGCCUUGACUCGCUAAACCACUCAUGUUUACUGCCUCUAGAGCCACUUUUCUGUACCUUUAUCUUGGCCAAGAAAGGUUGAAAUGUUUAUGAUUUAAAAAAAAAAAA